Messenger RNA from Phascolarctos cinereus (koala), 436 nucleotides. NCBI's taxonomy places the organism in Eukaryota, Metazoa, Chordata, Mammalia, Diprotodontia, Phascolarctidae. The record is from RefSeq and is a predicted model, not a curated record.
AUGAUUCGAUUACAUGAAGCCAAGAUGCUACAGACUCUGCACCAAUCCCUGACCAAAAGCAUCCCAGAGGCAAUGAAGGUAUAUGGCUCCAUUUUUCAUAUCAUUCGUGGAAACCCCUUCAACCAGGAGGUGUUGGUAAACUCUUGGCCAGACUAUCAGACCGUCAUUACCUGGCCCCAGAAACAGGAAAUGAUGGAUGACAAGGAUUACUACACAGACACUUGCCACAUAUUUUCCAAGGACUUUCAAAAGUUGCCAGAGAUUCUAGGAUCUGAUAGCGUAAUCAACUGGAGACAAAGCCUCACAAUCCAAGGAAAGAGUUUGAGGGUGAAAGGAAAAUGGUUUCAUUUGAGCCUUACAACAACACGGUGAGCUGUGCACGUCUAGGAUUAUGAAGGAGAAAGCUUAGGCUUAGAACAAGUGACUUUGUCCAGGA